This is a messenger RNA of Racocetra persica, 123 nucleotides long. The record is from the annotation of a GenBank genome assembly. NCBI's taxonomy places the organism in Eukaryota, Fungi, Glomeromycota, Glomeromycetes, Diversisporales, Gigasporaceae.
AAAGUUGCUAUUACUCAACCUUCGCAUGAGACUACUCUACUAUCUGCCAUAUCAAAGAUAGACAGUGUUAAUGAAAAUAGCCUAUCAACUGAACAAAGAGAACAUAUUAAGCAAAAGAGAUAG